AUGUCGCCGCCAUACGGCCAGCGCGACCGACCCGAGACAACCCUUUCUAACAACCAUCAACAGCAGCGGGAGCCUCAGAUGUACACUUCCGCGCAAUUGAACGGCUUUGAGACGAGCUCUCCAGUGACAGGCUACCCCGGCGGCCUCCGCGGGCAGCAAGACAAUGGCUCAAGAAACAACUUUGGCGCUGGCAAACGAUCAGUCUCACCACGUGAGCAUCAACAAUCGCCCGGCCCGACUCCUGGCACUAAUGGGUUCGGCGCUCCACCGCAGCCAACGGGGCCGCUGGGAGGCGGUGCCGCAGCACCGCAUGAAGAUCUCACAGCAGCAACGGAGUACCCGUACCGUGCGAAGGCGAUCUACAGUUAUGAAGCCAAUCCUGACGAUGCGAACGAGAUAAGUUUCAGCAAGCAUGAAAUAUUGGAAGUCAGCGAUGUGAGCGGACGGUGGUGGCAGGCUAAGAAAGAUAAUGGAGAGACCGGCAUUGGUACGUAA
Messenger RNA from Bacidia gigantensis, 495 nucleotides. RefSeq lists its product as uncharacterized. The coding region runs from base 1 to 495 and encodes 164 amino acids. Gene Ontology annotation, molecular function: protein binding. NCBI's taxonomy places the organism in Eukaryota, Fungi, Ascomycota, Lecanoromycetes, Lecanorales, Ramalinaceae. The record is from RefSeq and is a predicted model, not a curated record. The transcript has a single exon.